Molecule: messenger RNA, 3513 nt
Organism: Anoplopoma fimbria (sablefish)
Lineage: Eukaryota; Metazoa; Chordata; Actinopteri; Perciformes; Anoplopomatidae
Product: amyloid-beta A4 precursor protein-binding family A member 1-like
Exons: 12
Coding region: 1-3513 (1170 amino acids)
Biological process (GO): chemical synaptic transmission
Cellular component (GO): cytoplasm; plasma membrane; dendritic spine
Molecular function (GO): protein binding; amyloid-beta binding
Source: RefSeq, a predicted model, not a curated record
AUGAGCAACAAGUAUCAGGGAGAGGCUUCCGGGGAAGCAGGCGAGGAGCACAAGGUGCCUCCUAGGAGUAGGCAGCCCAAUGGGACGUCCCCUGGGGAACCUCCUGUACGUCGGUCCUGGAGGCCAUGUCAGAUGGUCAACCAGGAUGGAGAACUGAAUCCCCAUCAUCAUCAUCAUCAUCAUCAUCAGCCUCCUCACCAACACCACCUACCCACAAAUCGCGGGCCCCCUCGGCAUCGCCGGCGGCCUCCACCAGGGCAGGGCCAAAGCCAGGCUCAGAGUCCAGGUCUGGUGCCAGUGGUCGCUGCUUCUAGGCCAGACGGGGAAGGGAGUCGAGACACUGAGCCUCGUCCUGUCCAGCAACCCCGCCCUGCUGUCACCCGUUACCGCCGUCAUGGCGACCCUAACCCAAGGCUCAGAGGUCACAGACAAAGGCAACCUAUCAGAGAGAUGCAUGACUCUUCAUCUGGUGUGGAUGAGCGGGAGGCUCCAGCAGAGGUGCAGGUACAACAGCGCACAUCAGAUACUCCUGUAACCGACCAAUUGCAGGACAGGAGAUCUCCUCAACAGAGUCCUGUUGCAGUUGUCACCCCCACCCAACUCUCACCUGGUCCUGCAACCCAUGAAAUGCAACAUCACCCCCCACACACUCCUCCUGCUAUGGCAGUAGAGGACCUCCAGGAGCAUAAAGUGGAGUGUGAGGAGGAAUUGGAGAAAUUGGAAGAAGUAAAGGACAAGUACGAAGAUCAAGAACAGGCAGAGGAUGAUGGAGACCACUGCUCAACCACAGGUUGCUCCAGCUGCAGCUAUAAUGAUUUGCAGACAGUCGAUGACGGAGCAAAGGAACAUACAGAGAGGGUGGAGGAGGUUCAGGAGGAAGUGAUAGAUGAUGUAGCGGAGGACAUUGCAGCUCAGGGAAGUGAAAUCACUGAUCUCUGCUCCGACACGGAGAGCGCUGCCUCACUCAGCAUGGACGGACCUCUCCACAGCCCGCCGCCACUCCAGUCACCAACUCCUCCUUCAUCCCCAGAUCUUCCACCAUUCCCCCAGCUGGACCACUUCAGUGAGGAAACCAGUAUGAGCCCUCUGCCUGACAAUGACCUUCUACCUGAAGAUGAGGAUGAGGAUGAGGAUUGCUCCGAAUCGUGCUCGCUGUCUCACUUCACUUCCUGCUCUGACUCUUAUCCUAAAACCUAUGCAGACUUUUAUACAGAGUCCCACCAAAAAUCGUACCCAGACCCUGUCUACGAGUCGUACUCGGAGCCAAAAUCCCACCCCGACUCUUUUCCUGAGCCGCUUAAGACCGCCUACGCCGAGUUACACAGAGAACCUCGCAGGCAGUCUGGUUGGAGGACUGAGUCUAAUGAGGUCCAUCAGGAGUCCUGCCAAGAGCCCUUUACUAGCCAUAGACAAGAGAAUGUACAAAAAGGGGCUCCAUCCUCCCCCACCAAGGGCUCCCAUUAUGCCCCAAGGCAGGGCAGAGACCGUGGCUCACAUCACUCCCCUCUUGACCGCUCUGUUGGCUGCCGACUGCACCACUACGACGGACAGUCUGAUGGUGAGGGGGAAAUCGCUAAUCAAAGUCCCAUUCCAAAAAGUCGCAGGCAGCUACCCAGACACACAGAAACCCAGGACAAGAGCCCUUCGUCUGGCCAGAGCAGCUCAGGAGAGGCCCAGGAGGAGCGGAAUGUGGAAGGACCCCAAGAGGAAGAUGGUACGAGGGGCUCAGGAGAUGCCAUCGUCAUGGCGAUUAAAGAUAUCAGGGAGGCAAUUGAGGAGGUCAAGAUUAAGACUGUGCGCUCCCCCUACACACCUGACAAACCUGUGGAGCCGAUUUGGGUGAUGAGGCAGGAGGUGAGCCCCACAGAGGAGGUAUACCCACUGCAGACCCCAGCUGGCCAUACCUCUCCUCACUCCCCCGCUCAGUCAGUGACUGAGUCUCCAUCCCGCUAUGCAUCAGUUCCAGUUCGGGAGCCAGUCAGUCCACCAAGAGCUGAUUCAGCCAGAACACAUCAUCCUCAGCAUUAUCACCAACAGCAGCCCCAACACAAUCAUCAUCAUCACCACCACCAGGGCCACCAUUCACAGCAGAGGGACACUGCGAGGCCGCUGCAGACAUACACACAUCCGCAACCCCUACCGCCUAAUCAGCAUCACCAACGUCAACAUCAGCAUCAACAACAGAACCAACAUCAGCAGCAACAACAGCAGCUUCUAGCUCAGCGGCCACGACCUCAAGUUCAGCCACAGUCUCCUCCACAGAUGCCGACUGUCCAGGAGCUUCGCAGAUCUCUUCCUCCGUUUCCAACAUUUGUGGACUUACCGGGACCAUGCGACCCUGAGGACCUUAUUGACGGCAUCAUCUUUGCAGCGACCUACCUGGGCUGCACCCACCUGCUGUCAGAAAGGACACCCACAAAGAGCGCCCGCAUGCAGCAGGCACAGGAGGCCAUGAACAGAGUCCGGGCUGCUCAGAAGCAGGCAAAGAACAGGAAAAAGAGCCCCGACGGGGAGGCUCCGGCCACUGCUGAGGUGGAUCUGUUUAUGUCCACGCAGAGGAUCAAAGUCCUCAAUGCAGACACUCAGGAGUCUUUAAUGGACCUUCCGCUAAGGACGAUCUCCUACAUAGCGGACAUCGGUAACAUGGUGGUGCUGAUGGCCCGAGGGAAGAUGGUGCGCUCCCGCAGCGCACAGGAAAACCUGGACAGCACAGCUGAGCAAACCACCAUGACCAACGAUGACAGACGGCUGUACAGGAUGAUCUGCCAUGUCUUCGAGUCAGAGGAUGCUCAGCUUAUAGCUCAGUCUAUUGGCCAGUCUUUCAGCGUCGCCUACCAGGAGUUCCUCAGGGCCAACGGCAUCGAUCCAGAAGAUCUGAGCCAGAGGGAGUACAGCGACCUGCUCAACACUCAGGACAUGUACAACGACGACCUCAUCCACUUCUCCAAGUCAGAGAACUGCAAAGAUGUUUACAUUGAGAAGCAGAAAGGAGAGAUCCUGGGUGUGGUGAUAGUAGAAUCAGGCUGGGGGUCCAUCCUCCCCACCGUCAUCAUCGCCAGCAUGAUGCAUGCUGGGCCGGCUGAGAAGUCGGGUCGACUCAACAUUGGAGACCAGAUCAUGACCAUCAAUGGGACGAGUCUGGUGGGUUUACCGCUCAGCACCUGCCAGAGCAUCAUCAAGGGUCUCAAGUCUCAGUCCAGGAUCAAGAUGAACAUCGUCAGAUGUCCUCCCGUCACCAUGGUGCUCAUCCGCAGGCCGGACCUCAGAUACCAGCUGGGCUUCAGCGUCCAGAAUGGCAUCAUCUGCAGCCUGAUGAGAGGAGGCAUCGCGGAGAGAGGAGGCGUCCGCGUCGGUCACCGCAUCAUCGAGAUCAACAGCCAGAGUGUGGUGGCGACGCCUCACGAGAAGAUCGUUCAGAUUCUGUCGAACGCCAUGGGAGAGAUCCACAUGAAGACGAUGCCUGCAGCCAUGUACCGUCUGCUGACAGCACAGGAGCAACCCGUCUACAUCUGA